UGGAAAAAUAGACACCUGUCAUAGCGCAAGUUCCUCUGCUCCUCUUUCACCCUCGUCGCCGUUCUCCGCCUAUUACCAGCUGACGCCGCCCUCUUCGCCGCCCCCUGCCUCCGCGACCUUUGGUCGCCCCUAAUCGGCUUCUCCCUCAACGCCGACAACCUCCGCCGCCUCCUUCUCCUCGGCGAUAAGAGGCUUCAUCCUCCGUCACAUUGAUCCAGCCAGCAUCUCUAUGCUAACUUAGAAUCUGGAAAAUACAUUCUAUAGAGCUCUCACUUGUGAAGCUUUGAUGACAUUUUACUCAAAACUGAUCUCUGAGCUUGGGCGUGGACCACUGGCAACAAACAAGCUUCCGAGAGAUCGCUUAUUCUGGUUAUGCUGUCUAGUUGAACAUGCUCCGAGUAUUGUGUCAUCCCAUACCAAGACUUCAUAUUCCAGGUCCUUUGGACCUUACAAUCACAAGUGCAUGCAUCAAAGAAUUUACAGAACACUGAGGAAUGUUUCAGGAGAUCCCUCCUUGUUUUGUCGGUCAGGUUUUCUUUUAAUGCAGCAAUCAAAUAUCUUUGGAAGACAAGGUAUUCUGGGAAGCUGGCUUCCUGCCAGAUACAUAAGUAAUGAAUCAGUUGAGCUGAAGACUGACAAUGAUGUUGUAAGGUUCUCUCUGGACAAGUCCGAUGAUAUUAAUUCUACAGAAAAGAGCCAGAAGAACAAAAAAGUUAAAAUGUCUAAAAAAGCUAAAGUGAACGAGCUUAGGUUCUAUCGUUUGAAGGCUAAGAAAAAAAUGAAUUCCCCAAAUCCAGAAGUUAGAAUUAGAUAUAAGCUUGAAAAGGCCAAGCGGAAGGAAGCUUGGUUGAUUGAGAAGCUGAGAAAAUAUGAUGUACCAAAACCCCCUCCAGAAACAUUUGAUCCUGAAAUAUUAACUGAGGAGGAAAGGCAUUACCUGAAGCGCACAGGUGACAAAAAGAAACAUUAUGUUCCAGUCGGGAGACGGGGAGUAUUUGGUGGGGUAGUUCUUAAUAUGCAUCUUCACUGGAAGAAUCAUGAAACAGUAAAGGUUAUCUGCAAGCCUUGCAGACCAGGACAAGUGCAUGAAUAUGCUGAAGAGCUUGCUCGACUGAGCAAAGGCAUUGUGAUUGACAUCAAGCCAAAUAAUACCAUCAUUUUUUACCGUGGAAAGAACUACGCACAACCGGAAGUAAUGUCUCCUCCAAAUACAUUAUCAAAAGCAAAGGCCUUGGAAAAAUAUAGGUUUGGACAAUCCCUUGAGCAUACUAGUCAUUUCAUUGAAAGGUUGGAGAAAGAGCUUGAAGAGUAUCAUCAGCACCUUGUAAAGUUUGGGAAAGGGAAAGAGGAUACCACCACUCAAGAUUUAUUUUGUCAGGGAUUGGAGAAGCGUGACUCUAAUUUUGCUGGACGCCAAAUGUCGCAUAAAUGAGGCUCAGACAACCUGAUCUUGUUGGCUUUGGAGGAAAUGAAGUUUUUUUGGGUACACUAAGAAGAAGAAGAAGCUGUGAGAUAUGGCGGAUUCCUCACCAUCAAGUUCCACAGUUUCAAGAACUGCCCUUAUUCUUUUGAGGGUCUUAACCUUCAUCUUUCUUUUCAUUGCACUAAUUCUCAUUGCUGUAGCCAAACAAACUGAUGAUAACACUGGGGAAAAAAUCAAGUUCAGUGAUUUCUAUACCUAUAGGGAAUCGUGUGUUAAAUGGUGAUGGUGGUUAUCUGUUUGAUUUUUUUGGUGACAAGAUAAUAUCAUACUUUCUGAUUUCUGGUUCAUCUGCUGGAUUUGGUUUGACAGUUGAGUUGCGAAGAGGUGCACCCUCCAACUCAUUUACUGACAAGGCACACGCUUCAGCAAGUCUUCUUCUGAUUGGAUUUCUGUUCACUG
Messenger RNA from Vigna unguiculata (cowpea), 1882 nucleotides. Its product is annotated as putative CRM domain-containing protein At3g25440, chloroplastic. Gene Ontology annotation, molecular function: RNA binding. The record is from RefSeq and is a predicted model, not a curated record. NCBI's taxonomy places the organism in Eukaryota, Viridiplantae, Streptophyta, Magnoliopsida, Fabales, Fabaceae.